GCGGGAGGAAGCCGGAAGCCGUCAGACAGCAUCACUGUCAAUGUGGAGCAGAGACCCGGGGCUAGAAUGCCGAUGUCUGGGCAGGUAAUGGUCAGAGUGGGGUGGCCAGUGGUGCCUCCUCCCGGACCCCCUGAUGGUGAUGGUUGUGUAUGGGAACACAGUUGACCACCUCAUCCUCCCACCACCUCCAUACCACUACACCCUCCCCAGAGCCAUGGACGAGGACCAUCCCAAGAGCUCCUCUGCCACUCCACCCUCUCCGCCGCCCUUAUUGGAACGCCGUCUUCGCCAGCGCUCAUCAGCCAUCACCCUGCUUAAAUCCAAAAUGAAACAUGGAGUCGAUUGUUCCAUGCCCAAGGUCCGCUCCACCCUCACUGGCUUCUUCCCGGUGGUGCGCUGGCUGCCUAAGUACAAGCUCAAAGAAUACAUGUGGGGUGAUAUCAUGUCUGGUCUCAUAGUGGGAAUUAUCCUGGUACCACAAGCCAUUGCCUACUGCCUGCUGGCUGGAGUUGACCCCAUUUAUGGUCUGUACACGUCAUUUUACAGCAACAUCAUCUAUUUCCUCAUGGGCACUUCUAGACAUGUGUCAGUAGGGAUCUUCAGCCUCAUGAGCCUACUGGUUGGACAGGUGGUGGACAGGGAGGUGUUCAAAGCUGGCUUUGACACCAGUGAAGACUCCAAAAUAUCCAAACUGGGCCUGUUCAAUGGUACACUGGAUGUUAACUUGACCACGAAAACUAUUGAGCUCUUCGGGGUGGAGUUUGAGAAAGAGACCUAUGCUAUUCUGGUGGCUACGUCACUGACAUGUCUGGCAGGAAUUUAUCAGGUGCUAAUGGCAGUGUUCCGCCUAGGCUUCGUUUCUGUUUACCUUUCUGCUCCGAUGUUGGAUGGGUUUGCCACAGGGGCCUCGUUCACUAUCCUGACUGUCCAGGCUAAGUACCUCGUAGGGCUGAAGAUUCCACGGCACCAAGGUCCCGGUGUGGUGGUGGUCACAUGGUUCAACAUCUUUGCAAAUAUUCACAAUACCAACUUCUGCGACCUCAUCACCAGUGCCAUAUGUAUCUCUGUUCUAGUGGCUGGUAAAGAGCUCCAAGACCGUUACAAAGACCGCCUGAAGAUCCCUCUGCCCACUGAGUUAGUGGUCGUGGCAGCUGCGACUCUGGCCAGCCAUUUUGGAGACCUGAAUGGUAAAUACAGCUCCAGUAUUUCCGGGCACAUCCCCACAGGCUUCAUCCCGCCCAAAGCACCCAGCUUAAACAUUAUGUCACAAGUCGCACUGGAUGCCAUUCCACUUUCUGUUAUCAGCUUUGCCUUCACUGUGUCACUGUCUGAGAUGAUGGCGAAGAAACAUUGCUACUCGGUGCGACCAAAUCAAGAGAUGCUGGCGAUCGGCUUCUGCAACAUCAUCCCCUCUUUCUUUCACUGCUUCACGACCAGUGCUGCACUGGCCAAAACCAUGGUCAAGGACUCCACUGGCUGUCAGACACAGGUCUCCAGUCUCAUCAGUGCCUUGGUUGUCCUUCUGGUCCUCCUGUUCUUUGCCCCCUUCUUCUACGCUCUUCAGAAGUGUGUCCUGGCAUCUAUUAUCAUUGUCAGCCUGCGGGGGGCGCUAAGGAAAUUCAAGGAUGUCCCAGCAAAGUGGAGAGCUAGUCGGGAGGAUACUGUUGUUUGGCUUGUUGCCAUGGCAGCCACAGCACUCAUCAGUGUGGAGUUGGGUCUUCUGGUGGGCAUUGUCUUUUCCAUGAUUUUGGUCAUCUACAAGACUCAGAACCCUAAGGUCUCACUUUUGGGACGGGCCAGCGACUCCGACGUUUACGAGGAUGUGGAUGAAUACAAAAACCUUCUGCCCCCUGCCCGAGUGCAUGUGUUCCGCUACCAGGCUCCUCUGUACUACGCCAACAAAGACGCCUUCCUCAAAGCCCUGUACAAACGCGUGGGAGUCGAACCAUUCUUGGAGCUGACCAGGCGAACAAAAGAACAGAAAAAAGCAAAAAUGUCCGCCAAGCAAGCCAGUGACGAUAAAACCAACGGGGAGGUGGUGGUCGGGCUUAUUCAGAGCGAGUUGGACUUCCACUCGAUAGUCCUGGACUGCUCUGCCAUCCCGUUUAUAGACUCAUCUGGCAUGGCAACACUUAAAACAGUGGUCAAAGAGUACAAAGAUAUUGGGGUCUGUGUGUAUCUGGCCAGCUGUAAUACUUCAGUCAUAGACAUGCUACAAAAGGGAGAGUUCUUUGGGAAAAACAACCUGCACAUCGGUCAGUUUUUGUUCCAUACUGUGCACACUGCAGUGGAAUACGCUUUGGCAUGUAAAGCAGCAGACGGAGAAAGCAAGUCAGCUGCUUCUAUGGUGUAGGAACCUGUCCUGAAGUUAAAAGUGAAACUAAAUACCUAAACUCCUCCCACAACCACAUUUCAAAUAGAGCUGCUAACCUGGACUAAAGGCGAGAAUGAGGGGGAAGAAGGGGCGCCAAAAACGACUAGGAACAGUGGGAAAUGCUAUAAAAACACCAUGUAUUAGUGUUUGGUUCCAAAUGGGGUGGAAAGAGAGGUCUAGAGCUAUUGUAGAUGUGUUCACUGCACUAGUUCGUUUUUCGUUAUGUGAACUUAACAGAUGAAAAGGACAAAAAAAAACAACUGUUUAUUUGCAAAAAACAAAACAGAUUAUCGCACUUUUUUGUUUUUAUAACUAUAGUCGAUAGUGAUUGUAGCCUGAGGAACAGCAAGUGACCAAGAGCUAUGGACAUAUAAGUAAUUUUUUAUAAAGUGAUCAAAAACAACAGAUGCUUUGUUCUCUCUGCCUCCAUCUUGACAUGCGUGUGGUUUCAGACUGAGAUAAGUGGAAUAAAGUGACAGUACUUCUGUUUAAACAAUGGCUGUAAUCCAAGAAUCUGAAGUAGUAUUUCGUUCUCUGCAGUAUCUACUGAUUCAUUGCACAUAGUAAUUGUUGGCAUUACAUGGUCAUAUAGUGUUACAUUAUUCUAGUGAGCAUUUGUGUUGUCAAGAUACAAACAUUUCAAACUUGAUUUCAAUACUAAUAAAAAGCCUUGAUACUCAAUACAAAACAUUAGAAUGUGUUCUAUAGUUUUGAUACUAGUUUUAGUAUAGACUAGUAUCUGAUUUUCGAUACUUUUGACAACCCUAGUGUGGAUUAACCUUUUAAAUUUCUACAAGAGGGAACAAACUGCAUUAUUCACAAUUGCAAUGGCUGGUCGAGGAUUGUAAAUUUGUACUUUUAUAUGUUAAUUUUUCAAGGUAAAGAAAAGGAAAAAAUGUUGUUUUAUAGUUUUUUCAGUCACGUGAACUCUUAAUAAAUUGAUUACACCAACAUUUUACAAAUCAUUUUUUAACCUGCUGGCUGCAACAGUCCUAUUAGAAGAGGUCAUAAUGUUGGACCUGUCACAUGCUGUUCUCUUCCUGUCCCUGUGAUAGCGGGGCAGUGAAGCGC
Periophthalmus magnuspinnatus is the source of this 3445-nucleotide messenger RNA. It is a transcript of the gene slc26a1, whose product is annotated as solute carrier family 26 member 1. Gene Ontology annotation, cellular component: membrane. The transcript is spliced from 8 exons. Gene Ontology annotation, molecular function: secondary active sulfate transmembrane transporter activity; chloride transmembrane transporter activity; oxalate transmembrane transporter activity. The coding region runs from base 134 to 2353 and encodes 739 amino acids. Gene Ontology annotation, biological process: transmembrane transport. The record is from RefSeq and is a predicted model, not a curated record. Lineage: Eukaryota; Metazoa; Chordata; Actinopteri; Gobiiformes; Gobiidae.